AUGACACCAAUUUUCAUCGUCGUCCUCGUCCUCCUGUUGAGCUCGCCCCGAUAUGGGAUCUCUUCGACGGCAGACGAGCCACCGCCAUCGUCGACGUCGACGGAUCGGCAGAUAAAUUUAUCGCGACCGAGUCUAGUUUCGCAAAUUGCCUCGAGCGUUAACUCGAUAUUCGGGACGGUGCAGCAGGGGCUCCGACAGUCGCUCCGAACGGUUCGCCAACUGAUGCUCUCGGACCCGGACGCCGUUCUGGCGAUGAAUUCAAUCGGAGACUACGUCCGAUACAACGGCUACACUUUUUCUGAGCAUUUGGUCAGCACAACAGACGGAGUGAUUCUGCAAGUGCAUCGAAUUCGGCGUGAAACGGCGUUCAUCGCAAACCAAUCGAUACCCGUACUAAUGCUACCUGGAGUGAUGACAUCGAGCUUCGAUUUCAUCGCGAACCUCCCACAUCAGAGCGUUGGCUUUUUCCUUGCCGAUAUGGGAUACGAUGUGUGGCUGGGAAACUUCCGCGGGACGAGAUAUGGCUCUAUGAGCAAUAGCACCCAUCCGAAUAUUUAUAACGCCACGCUUGACGACCAGGCACUCUUGGAUACCCCAGCGAUGAUUGAUGCCGUCCUAAACGAAACUGGUUUUAAGGAUCUCCAUGUUGUAGCGCAUUCCAAAGGUGCUACCGGGCUGCUCGCUACGCUAUCUGACCUCCCCGAAUACAACAGCAAAGUAAGACUCUUCUCCGCCUUAGCCCCAGCUGUGUUCUUCCGGGAUACGAGCCGCUUCCUCCGGGUCCUCUGGCGGGUGUCGCUCACGGAACCGAUCAAAACCGUAUUGAAGAAUCUGAUGUACGAGAAUCGACCGAUUUUCAACAAUGAGCAAAUUUUCGAUCCAUCGUACUGGUUCAUGACAGCUCCGGUCUGCGCAAUGACAGGUCUACUUUGCGAGUCCGUGCUGGACAUCAUCGAGGAUCCUUCUCUGCUGAGAGCAACGAACUACUAUCGUCUGAACAGGACUCGGCUCGGCGUGAUCAUGUCACAUUUCCCAGCGGGAACAACCUUCGCAAGUUUCCAACAGUUUUACCAGAUUAAGGAGUCUGAACGAUUUCAAAAGUUCAACUUCGAUGACACGACCUGGAUCGAGGCUAUUGGCUCUCGACAGCGGAAGAAAACAUCGAACCUCGAAGUUUACGGAAAGGGCACCCCUCCCGAGUAUGACCUUGCCAACGUGAAUGUAUCGAUGCUUUUGUUCUACGCCGACAAUGACGUCUUCGCGGGCCAGCACGACAUCACUUUGCUCAACAAGCACUUUGGCCACCUCAUUUACAACAAUGGCAACUACCACAUAGCCGUACAGAAAUUCCUUCACAUGGACUUCCUUUGGGGUCUCGACGCACGCCAACUGGUCUACGACCCGAUGUAUUAUCAGAUGAAGACUUUCGAUGCGGAACGAGGUUCAGCCCGCAGCGAUGAAUCCCUCAUCAAAGAUUUGUACUACACCGUUUCUGGAAAGUCCUCGAAUAAGCGUGCUUAUUAUGACCGCUUCCUCCAAAAUAAAGGAUAG
Molecule: messenger RNA, 1551 nt
Organism: Galendromus occidentalis (western predatory mite)
Lineage: Eukaryota; Metazoa; Arthropoda; Arachnida; Mesostigmata; Phytoseiidae
Product: gastric triacylglycerol lipase
Exons: 8
Coding region: 1-1551 (516 amino acids)
Biological process (GO): lipid metabolic process
Source: RefSeq, a predicted model, not a curated record